GCAGCAACCACACAACAAUCAAUGUUUCCGGCGAACACGUUUGCGUACGGAACUGCCGGAAGUGGUCCGUCUAGGAAUUACUUCCUCCAUAUAGCCCAAAAUAUUUUUUUUGUAAUUCUGAUACAGCUUCUUGCCGAACAUCUAACGACAACGAGUCUGUUUAGUGUUGCAGAAACAGGGUGGUUGUUGUUCCCAAAACAACGUUGACGUUUGUUGACGGCUGGCGCGACCUCAAUACCGCAAAACUAACAUCAUCGGGAUGGCGGAGGCGCCAGGUACUUCUAACGAGACGAUAACGGAGACCAUUCAAGUAGAAACACCGCCACCGCCCCAGCAGGAGGGGCGUAGCCUGACCAUCAAGCUGAGGAAGAGAAAGACUGACAAGAAGGUGGAGUGGUCCAGCGACACAGUGGACAACGAGCAUAUGGGAAGGAGGUCCUCCAAGUGUUGCUGCGUCUAUGAGAAACCCAAACAGUUCGGAGAGUCCUCCUCUGAAAGCGAGGGAGAUGACGAAGGCUGUGGAAGUGCACAGUGCAUUCUAGGACAUGGGAAAGACAUGCAUGGACACAGUGGAGGGGGUGGGGGGAACUCUGGAGGAUCACAUGCCCAUUAAUGAUUAAGAGUGGAGACUGGGGGUUACGACACAUACUGCUACACACACAUUCUCAUUUAAUUCAGUCACUGCAGUACUGGGAGGAAAAGGGAUAAAGAUUAGAAGAGACAGAACAAAGGAAAGAAAACAACCUAUACACAACCUGUUUGAUAAGAAAAUGGCGUGCUGUUGAGUUCAUUGUAUAUAUUACAAUCAGUUUUCUUUUUUUAUAAAGAGUACUUUUCCUUAUUUGUCUAAAUACUUGAUUUUACUUAUGUUGCAGUAUCUUAGCCUGUGUGCCAGACAGUCUGUUCCUGCUUGUCAAACAGGGAUUUGGAAAGAUGAUGAUGUAACAUUGUAGAGAGCUGAAAUCGUCUGGUACCCAGACUACUACUAGGGAGCGAGUUCCAAACAACAGCCUAUCCAGGGCUCUCCAACCCUGUUCCUGGAGAGCUACCAUCCUGUAGGCUUUUGUAGCUGGUCGAUGAGCUGAAUCAGGUUAGUUACAACUGUGGUUGGAGUUAACCUACAGGAGGGUAGCUCUCCAGGAACAGGGAGGGAGAGCCCUGCCCUAUUCCCUAUAUAGGGCCCUGGUCGAAAGUAUUGCACUUUAAAGGGAAGAGGCUGCCAUUUGGGUCGUAACAUCUUUUAUCUCUACUUCAAAGUAAUGAGUACUCCAUGAAUACUUAAGUAGCAAACAGUCUUAUUUUAUGGACACAAUGUUGUACAGACAAACCGUUGUCUAUCUGUAACAUUAAAGAAGUUUAGGGGAGUAUUUAGGACACUAUUUUAAGGAAAAGCUAGUCUUGUUUUUCUUAUUUUCAUGUAACAUUGCUGACAUUACCUUUCAGUUGAGUGCAGUGAAAAUGUGUUGAUGCACAAUCCUCUCCCUGCCCUUUACAAUCCUCAGAAGUGUUGAGUACAUUAGUUUCAGCACUUCAAAUAAGAAUAGAAUUGAUGGCAGAUUGCCUUAAAUUCUGAGAAGAUGUUGUGAAGAUAUGUCCUUUUGUAUUGAUGAGGUGAGAGAAUGUCAACAUACCAAUAAUUAGAAAAAUCUUAGAAACCAUGCAUAUGCAACAAAUUAUAUACAGAUUAUAUACACUGAGCUACAAAAGUAUUGGGACAGUGACAUUUUUGUUGUUUUGGCUCUACUCCAUGGCUACUCAAAUGACAAAAUGACUAUGAGGUGAAAUUGCAGACUUCCAGCUUUAAUUAGAAAGUGUUUUCAUAUCGGGUAAACCGUUUAGAAAUUACAACACUUUUUGUACACAGUCCUGCCAUUUUAGGGGACCAACCGUAUUGGGAUAGAUUCACUUAAGUGUAUUAAAGUAGUACAAAGUGUAGUAUUUGGUCCCAUAUUCAUAGCACGCAAUGACUACAUCAAGCUUGUGACUACAAAUUUGUUAGAUUCAUUUUCUGUUUGGUUGUUUCAGAUUAUUUUGUGCCCAAUAGAAAUGAAUGGUAAAUAAUGUAUUGUCAUUUUGGAGUCAAAUAAUAUAUGUUUCUGAACACUUCUACAUUAAUGUGGAUGCUACCAUAAUUCUGGAUAAUCCUGAAUGAAUCUUGAAUAAUAAUACGUGAGAAAGUUAGACGAACAUAUCACAUCCCCCGCUCCCCCUAAAAAUGCUAACCUCCCGUUAUUGUGAUAGUGAGAGGUUAGCAUGUCUUGGGGGGUAUGACAUAAAAUGCUAACCUCCCGUUAUUGUGAUAGUGAGAGGUUAGCAUGUCUUGGGGGGUAUGACCAAAAAUGCUAACCUCCCGUUAUUGUGAUAGUGAGAGAUUAGCAUGUCUUGGGGGGUAUGACCAAAAAUGCUAACCUCCCGUUAUUGUGAUAGUGAGAGAUUAGCAUGUCUUGGGGGGUAUGACCAAAAAUGCUAACCUCCCGUUAUUGUGAUAGUGAGAGAUUAGCAUGUCUUGGGGGGUAUGACCAAAAAUGCUAACCUCCCGUUAUUGUGAUAGUGAGAGAUUAGCAUGUCUUGGGGGUAUGACAUAAAAUGCUAACCUCCCGUUAUUGUAAUAGUGAGGGGUUAGCAUGUCUUGGGGUUAUGACAUUUGUGUGUCUGUAACCCUCAAGUUAAAGCUGACAGUCUGCACUUUAACCUCAUAGUCUGUGAAUAAUUUUACAUCCCCAAGUGCUGGAGUACAGAGCCAAAACAACAGUUGUGUCACUGUCCCAAUACUUUUGUAGUUCACUGUAUAUCCUUUAAUUCAUUAUCCCCUCUGAGAAUGAAUGCACCAGGGCAACAUUGGCAGUAACCUCCGCUGCAUGCUGGUUGGUUAUGAAGGAAAAAAAAGUUGCCAUUUUAAAUCAGUCUUAUAUUUGCAUCAUACUUAUUGCACUGUGAUCUGCUGUGAUCGGGCAGAGAAGAUAACGUUUGUUUCAGUGAGAGGAGAUAAAUGCCAUUUAUUUAGUGCUGCUGUGUACUUUCCGUACUAGACUGAACAUAAAGUGGGAGAAAAUGUAGUAUUACCGCAGUCCAGAUCAUGCAGUUCAACUGAAGACAUGGGAGAAAGAGAGUUUUUGAAUGGAUAGGGAGAAGGUGUAUGAUGAAUUGCUGGCCCAAGCUGUGUUCACCAGUGUCUCAACUGACCAAAUGUCACUGGCCAUUUCCCCAUUGUAUACUCCUCGCAUCCUCUCUCGUCUCCUUCUCAAAACCCAAUCGAAGGAGACGGUUAGAGGGGUGGGACCUUUGGCUUUCUCAUCCAAUGGAUUUUGAGGAGAGAGGACAUGAGGAGUAUGCAAUUGAGAAAAGGCCAGUGUCUCGCGCUUCAUCCUCUGUGGUUCCAAACACCGUAUUACUACUUAAACUGUACUUGAUCUGUGACAACAUGGACUACAUCCAAUUUCACCAUACGUCACCAUUUUCUAUUACAGAUACACACAUACAAUGUUCCUGUACUGGUAAAGCACCUUUCUGUACAUAAAAUACAUCAUAUGAGAUCAGAUUUAAUGUGAAUAAAAGAUUAAAUCACUUUGUCCAAGUGUGUUACAUGAGUUGAACUUGAGAUGUAUGUGUAUAUCAUAGCACAAAUAAAGAUUCUUCAAGGCUG
Molecule: messenger RNA, 3643 nt
Organism: Oncorhynchus kisutch (coho salmon)
Lineage: Eukaryota; Metazoa; Chordata; Actinopteri; Salmoniformes; Salmonidae
Product: E3 ubiquitin-protein ligase PPP1R11
Exons: 3
Coding region: 260-613 (117 amino acids)
Cellular component (GO): nucleus
Molecular function (GO): protein phosphatase 1 binding; protein serine/threonine phosphatase inhibitor activity
Source: RefSeq, a predicted model, not a curated record